Molecule: messenger RNA, 1622 nt
Organism: Nematolebias whitei (Rio pearlfish)
Lineage: Eukaryota; Metazoa; Chordata; Actinopteri; Cyprinodontiformes; Rivulidae
Gene: xrcc6
Product: X-ray repair complementing defective repair in Chinese hamster cells 6
Biological process (GO): double-strand break repair via nonhomologous end joining; cellular response to X-ray; telomere maintenance
Cellular component (GO): nucleus; Ku70:Ku80 complex
Molecular function (GO): damaged DNA binding; double-stranded DNA binding; DNA helicase activity
Source: RefSeq, a predicted model, not a curated record
GGGGAGAAGGGUGCCCAUCUGGCAGCAAAGUUGAUGGGUAGUGGGGAGGCAUCAUUAGGUGACGCCCUGUGGUGCUGCUCCAACCUCUACAGUGACAUCAAGCUUCGCCUCUCACAAAAGAGGCUCAUGAUUUUCACAUGCAGGGAUGAACCACAUGUGGGUGACAGUACAAAGGACCGACAGGCUCGCAUCAAGGCCAGUGACCUGAAGGAGACUGGUGUUGUUAUUGAUUUAAUACACCUGAUGAAAGUGGAUGGCUUUGAUGUGUCGCUCUUCUUUCGUGACAUUGUAAGUCCACCUGAGGAUGAGAGUGAGCUGGGGCUGCAGCUGGAGCCCUGUGACAAACUGGAGGACCUCAAGAAAUGGGUUCAGGCUAAGGAACAGAAAAGGAGAUUGGCCAGGAUGAGCUUGUGCCUUGGUGAGGGUCUAGAUGUUGCAGUGGGAGUUUAUGCAACAGCAGUGCAAGCUCAGAAACCUACUCCAGUCAGACUUUACAGGGAGACCAAUGAACCAGUUCACAGUAAAACCCGCACCUUCCACACCCAGACUGGCAGUUUGCUGCUGCCCAGUGAAAUAAAGAAAGUACAGGUAUAUGGCAAGAAACAAAUAGUGAUGGAAAGAGAUGAGGUGGAUGCCAUCAAGAAGUUUGGUGAUCCUGGGUUGUUCCUGGUUGGAUUCAAGCCAAUGGAGAAGCUCAAACUGCAUCAUCACAUCCGAUCGUCUGUCUUCAUCUAUCCAGAGGAGGACGAAGUAAAAGGAAGUGCGUGUCUGUUUUCAGCCUUGUUGAAGAAGUGCAGUGAGAGGAAUGUUUUAGCUCUCUGCCGUUGCAUCACCCGCCGAAACUGCCCACCUCGAUACGUUGCCUUGGUGCCUCAACUGGAGGAGGCUGACGAAGGGAAACUUCAGAUUACACCACCAGGUUUUAAUAUCAUCUACCUGCCAUAUGCAGACGACAUGCGGACCCUUGAUCCUCCUCACUGUCCUCCAGCCUCACAGAAGCAGGUCAACAAGAUGAAGGAGAUUGUCUACAAGCUCCGCUUCACAUACAAGAGUGAUGCUUUUGAGAACCCAGUUCUCCAGCAGCAUUACAGGAACCUGGAGGCCUUGGCUUUGGAUAUGAUGGCUCCAGAAGACAUUGAUGAUCACAUCAUGCCAAAGGUGGAUCAGAUUGACCACCGUCUGGGUCCUUUGGUCCAAGAGUUUAAAGACCUGGUGUACCCUGCUGAUUACAAUCCAGAGACUAAACCUGCUCCUAAACGCAAAGCCGCUGAUGCUGGAAGUGGAGCUGAGAAAAAAGCCAAAGUGGAGGUGACAGAAGCUGAACUAAGAACCCACCUGCAGAACGGCACCUUGGGAAAGCUGACGGUGCCUGUACUGAAGGAGGCCUGUAAGCAGUUUGGGAUUCGGACCACCGGAACAAAGAAGCAGGAACUAAUUGAUGCUCUGACUGGAAAGCUGGGCCCAUGAGGAUCUGCUGGUCUGUAGGACAAACCGGUGACCAGUUAAGGUUUUUGAUGAGCUGCAUUUGAUUCAGAUCGUGUUCACUUCACUUUUCAGACAUUAUGUUGGAUGAGUUUAAAAAAAAGUCUAAACUGCACAGGAAAUCAAAUUUUUAAAAAUAC